Messenger RNA from Paramuricea clavata, 849 nucleotides. The record is from the annotation of a GenBank genome assembly. NCBI's taxonomy places the organism in Eukaryota, Metazoa, Cnidaria, Anthozoa, Malacalcyonacea, Plexauridae.
ACACUGACAAACAUAAAUAGUGGGUUCUCCUCCUGGGUGGUUAUUCAAGUGAGAAAUUCCACCGAUCAUGAUAUUUUGCUUCCAAAAAGAACUAUACUUGGACGAUUGCAAUUAGUAAAAUCUGUUACACCUGUUGAAGUUAGGGAAAAGUGUGAUAAAGAAGCACAAAUUAAUGGAGUGUCAGUAAAUGAUGAUAAGUUGAACACGAAUACCCCAAAGACCUUUUCCGGUGAUUGGAUACCUGAAGUUGAUUUAAAUUGUCUGACUGAGAAACAAAAAUUAGUCACUCAACAAACGCUUCUCGAAAAGUCAGAUUGUUUCUCUCGAGAUGAUGAAGAUAUGGGUUGUAGUGAAGAACUUAAAAUGAAGAUCAAUUUAACAGAUAACAUCCCAGUUCAAAAUAACUAUAAUUCAAUACCAAAGCCCUUAUACCCAGAGGUAAAACAGCAUAUUGAGGAUCUUUUAAAUCGAAAAUUUAUACGCAAAUCUAAAUCAGCUUAUUCAUCACCUGUUGCUAAAUCAGCUUAUUCAUCACCUGUUGUUUGUGUUAGGAAGAAGAACUGUACUUCAUGUUUGUGUGUUGAUUAUAGAGAACUCAACAGACGGACUAUUGCGGAUUGUCACCCCCUACCCAUAGUCAAACAACACUGGAGAAUAUAGUGGUUUUCCCUUUUAGAUCAGGGGAAAGCUUACCAUCAAGGGUUCAUAGAGACUGCAGAUCAACAUAAGACAGCCUUUAAAACCCCAUGGGGCCUCUAUGAGUGGGUAAGAAUCCCUUUUGGUUUAAAAAAUGUCCCUGUGGGUCCUGUCUGGAGGGACGUUGAGACGAAAUAUGUUUACCUUAUUUAG